Drosophila kikkawai is the source of this 1434-nucleotide messenger RNA. RefSeq lists its product as uncharacterized. NCBI's taxonomy places the organism in Eukaryota, Metazoa, Arthropoda, Insecta, Diptera, Drosophilidae. The record is from RefSeq and is a predicted model, not a curated record.
UAGUUACUGUGCAACUUUCAAAGGCUUCGCAUCGCUUCGAAUUUUCUUGAUCCAAAACUGAAAAAGAUGUCAUCCCAUAUUUCUAUAAUUAACCUUCCCGAGGAGGUUUUGAAUUUGGUUUACAAGUACAUUCCGGAAAUGAAGGAUAAGCUCAAUCUGGCCAAAUCCCAUUGCGUUCUUGGAAAGGCAUUCGCCCUUCACGUCGGUGGUAUUUUCAAGGAAAUCGAAAUUGCUGAACGACCACUCGGGGAGUGGUCGGACAUUUUGGCGCUGUGUGGAUCCUCCGUUACCAGGAUCAUGACCACAGCGGUGAACACUACCGUGACUGUGGUCAAUCUGGCCUCCAAGCACUGCCCCAACCUGGAGGAGUUUUUCUUUCCCGUUCGCAGCAGUUCCUGGAAUCAAAUCAAGUCGCUGCUUUUGACUCUACGAAAUCUGACUUGGAUUGGGCUAAUGAACAAUUUUGAGAAGGCUAAUGUGGUUGAUACACUGCUGAAAAUGCCCAAGCUUAAGAACUUGCAGUUAGUCGGGUUCAACCGUCAAGAUUGGGAGAGCGUUGGCAAACUCGUCAAUCUGACGGAAUUGACUAUAAUGAACAAGAAAGAGGAAUCUGCUGAUAUUUUUAAAGUCUGUUCCCCCCUGAAGAACAUUGAUUCACUGGAGUUUAAGUCCGCUUUUAUUCGCGUGCCCAAAAAUCAUGGUGAAUUGUGGCCGAAAAUCGAUAUGCUUAGAUUCAACUAUGGGAUCUUCAAGACGCCGCUGCGCUACUUGCCGAGUCUUAAAUAUUUGACCAUUGACAGCAUUGCCCCACGCAUGAAUCUCACCCAUGUAUUUGGAAAAUCGGCUUCCAAUUAUGGCAAAACUUUGGAAUCUCUGCGUUUUUGCACAGAAAUUCGUCGAAUCAUCGAUACUGAUGAUCUUGGGGUAAUAAUGAAGCUAAAGGCUCUGAAGAAACUCGAUUGUCAGGUGGGAGGAGAUGACUUCAUGGACUAUUUAAGUCAAUUGGAGAACCUGGAGAAGUUGAUCUUGCAGAAUUCGGGCUUGUCCAACCGUGGAGCCAUGACGUUGAUUUCUAGAUGCAAAAAAUUGCGUGAUCUUGAUCUUUUCGGAUGCCCCCGGAUCUACAGCGACCUAGUCAUGGAAGCUGUCCUUGCCUUAAGUACUCUUCGACCUCCGUCUGAAAAGCCAUUUAUACUACGUGUUAGUCGUAGCUUCGGACCUGUCGAUAUGAGCCUUCUGGGUGGAGUUUUGGAAAUUCGAUACCACAAUUUGUUUGAUUUUUUCUAAUUCAAAAUACACAACCUAAAAAUAUGAAGUACCAUAUAUAAUUUCGAAGAAAUGAACAAAGGAAGAACACAAUACAAAUAUCUGAAGGAAAAACGAAACGAUUAAGUUGUUUUGAUUAAAAAAUAUCAUUCUGUAUAUGGAAGAAAU